AUGCAGUGCGUAUUGGAGUAUUGUAUUAGUUUUGCAGAUCGAGCUCGAAAGCGUUCGUCGCCGACAGGACCUAUAUCGCACUCAAAGCACAAUCAAGUUUUGCAGAGGACCAUCAAAUAUACGCAAAAAAGGCAUUUCUCCGAUAUACACAUACAAAUUCAAAAAAGCAAGGAUAUUGUACCAACUACAAUGGCUCAACUGGUUCCAUUUAUAGACCAGACAGGGAUGAUUCGUGUUGGAAGGUACCUGAAACAUUCAAAAUUGAAUAACAGAAUGAAACAUCCAAUAUUACUACCACAACAGUGCCAUCUCACGGAGUUACUUAUCCGGCAUUAUCAUCAGAUAUUGCUCCACAGUGGAGCAGGCAUAACACUCUCGAUAAUAAGCCAACGAUAUUGGAUAGUAUCUGGUCGAGCAACUGUGUGCCGGGUAGUGAACUCAUGCGUGCCAUGUACGAAAUAUGAGGCAAGUAAUCCUCAACCUGUUAUGGCAGACUUGCUUGUUCCCAGAGUCACAGCACAAUUUCCAUUUUAUAAUAUAGGUAUAGACUACGGUGGUCCACUUGUUGUGAAAGAGAGUCGUCAACGUGGAUUCCGUACGUACAAGGAGUAUCUGGCCCCGUUUGUUUGCGUGGCAUUGAAAGCAUUUGGAAACUGUAACUGA
Molecule: messenger RNA, 663 nt
Organism: Sipha flava (yellow sugarcane aphid)
Lineage: Eukaryota; Metazoa; Arthropoda; Insecta; Hemiptera; Aphididae
Exons: 1
Coding region: 1-663 (220 amino acids)
Source: RefSeq, a predicted model, not a curated record